AAUUUGACGUCGUAAGAAUUCUCGUUGGUAAGAAGGUUUCUAAAAUGAAUUAUGACAGUCGAAGGAUUACUUUGGUUCAAUGGUAGAACACCUGUAAUGUCUACAGGAAGUGUAUAGUCGAGUCCCAUGGAUAGCCUUCGACUUUUGGUUUUUCAACCCAAUAUUUACAUGUUAUUUUUGAUAGUGCUUUCUAUGUACUUCGAGAUUCAGUUCCAAAAAAGAUGUGUGUGUGCGUGUAUGUGUGCGCAUAUCAUGGUCUUCAUUAUCUAAUGCGGCUGCUAUUUCUAGCAGGCCAGCCACUAGUUCCGUUCAUUAAGACAGUAGCUGAGACGAGUUAUCUCUUCCUGAAACCAAAAUGGCUGUGGCAGGAAUCCCCGUCGAUCAAGAGCUGAAAAAGGCUUUCCAGGAUCUUCAGUCAAAAAUGAUUGCAACUCGUCAACAGCUGAAGAUGUCAGAUGCUCAGAUUGAAACGUUGAAACGGCAGAAAGCUCACGCCAAAGUUUUAGAUCAGGAAAUCUCAACAUUACCCAGUGACACCAGAACUUAUGAAGGAGUUGGCAGGAUGUUUAUUCUUCAAGAAAUUCCUCAAGUUAGAGAAAACUUAAUGAAAAAAAUUGAGACAUCCGAGGAAAAAGUCAAAACUUUAACUAAUAAACAAGUCAUCUUGGAGAAAAGUUUGAAAGAUUCUGAAGACAACCUGCGAGAGAUGAUAAUGUCGAAGCAGUCCACCAAGUGACCAUUCACUCUUCAUAGGGAUACCAAACAUUGGCAGCAGUGAUAAAAUGACAUAUCUUGAGAAAUCUUUGGAAGACGAAGAAAGGAAUCUAAGAGAAAUGGUAGUGAUGAAGAUGAAACAAAGAGAGGCGAUGGAAGCUGAGGAAACUUAAAUACUCUAUAUUUUUGUCCUGGACUGCCUCUACACAUUGGAACAUUGUAAAAAAAAUAUAUUUCAAAUCAAAUAAAUUUAUGAAUUUGUUUUAAAUUU
Molecule: messenger RNA, 985 nt
Organism: Octopus sinensis (East Asian common octopus)
Lineage: Eukaryota; Metazoa; Mollusca; Cephalopoda; Octopoda; Octopodidae
Product: prefoldin subunit 1
Exons: 5
Coding region: 356-736 (126 amino acids)
Biological process (GO): protein folding
Cellular component (GO): cytoplasm; prefoldin complex
Molecular function (GO): protein folding chaperone
Source: RefSeq, a predicted model, not a curated record